Messenger RNA from Chironomus riparius, 2244 nucleotides. NCBI's taxonomy places the organism in Eukaryota, Metazoa, Arthropoda, Insecta, Diptera, Chironomidae. The record is from the annotation of a GenBank genome assembly.
CAACUUUUAAGAUUGUUCAUUUGAAUAUUUUAACUCUACAAUUUUAAUUUUUUUAAGAACUCAAACAUUAUAUCAUUAAACAAUAAUCAAGAUAAAGCAAAAUUCGCAAAAAUUGUACAUUUGAAUAUAUACUUAGAGCUUAAAAUGAUGUUGAUAUGAAAUGUAGACAGAUAUUGAACUUAAAAUACGCGGUGUGAAUAUGUCUAAAAAGGCUUUAGUUCCUUCAACAUAUGAUUUGGAUCUUUUUAUUUACAAACAAUCGGUUAAAAUGAUUUUUAAACACAUUUUUAACAAUAGGAUUUUAUUAAGAAUAUCAAUAAGCAGCAAUUAUCCAAUAAUUAGAAACAGUUCCUCACAUUUUAAAGUUUUGUUUUUUGGAACUGACAACUUUUCGUUGCCUACUUUAAAGCUUUUAUCUAGGAAUAAUAACAGUGAAUUGAUAUCAUGUUUGGAAGUUGUGACAUCACUUAAAUCUUUAAGAAAUCCAGUAAAACAAUAUGCUAAUGAAAAUCAGCUUAUAGUGCACAGUUGGGAAGAUGUAAAAAAGGAUCAUAGAAUAUGUCAUUCGUUUGAUUUUGGAUUAGUUGUUAGUUUUGGGCAUUUAAUUCCUGAAUUUAUAAUAAAUAGUUUCAAAAACGGAAUGCUGAAUGUUCAUGCGAGUUUACUUCCAAAAUAUAGAGGUGCAAGUCCUAUCAUUUAUGCAUUGAAAGAUCAUCAAAAUAUGAGCGGUGUAACAGUUAUGAAAAUUGAGCCUAAGAAAUUUGACGUUGGAGAUAUUUUAGCAAAAAAGGAAGUACUUAUUAAUAGUGACACGUUUAUGCCACAAUUGCAUGAUGAACUGGCAAAUGUUGGAGCUGAAUUACUGAUUGACUGUAUUAAGAAUCAUCAUAGCAUAAAGCCUCUUAAACAAGACAAUAACAAUGCUACAUAUGCACCGAAAAUCACUCAUGAAUUCUGUAAAGUACGAUGGAACGAAAUGACUGCCAUGCAGAUUUUUGACUUGUAUAGAGCUCUAUAUUCAUUUAAGCACUUAACAACAGAAUUUAGAAAGCAUCAAGUGAAGUUUUUAGAAAUAGCCAGAGCAUCAAAUAGUGCUCAAAAUGAUGAUAGAAAAGCUGGCCACAUAAAAUUCUGUUGGAAGUCAAAAACGCUUUUUGUAAGAUGCAUUGAUGGACUAGAUGUAGAAAUAAUUAAAUUGUCAAUAGGAAAAAUUUCAGUCAUUAGUUUUGUCAUAAGUCUACUAGUUCAAUUAUUCGGGAUAUCAGAAUUUGGCGAAAAAAUAGCACUAUUAAUAAACGAGUCAAUUUUUUCAUCAAUUUACAGUUUGUUUAUACUAUAUUUCAUCGUUCUAUGUCUAAUAUUAACAAUAUGCUUCAAGUCAUCAGAUUUUCAGAUUGCAAUCAGAGCUGCAAUAUUGGGAUACACAUUUGGAAUCGCAUUAUUCAUAAUUUUUACAAUGAAUGAAAAUUACAAAUCAUUUGGGAUAUAUUUAGCGUUUCUGACAUUCUUUCAUUUUUCUGAAUAUUUGGUCAUCAGUAUUUCACAUCCACAAUCCCUUAAUAUCGAUUCCUUUAUGCUCAAUCAUUCACUUCAAUAUGAAAUUGCAGCCGUAAGUAGCUGGAUUGAGUUCUUUGUCGAAGUUUACUAUUUCCCAGAAAUAAAGAAAUACAAAAUGAUUUGGCUCUUAGGAGCAACAAUCUGCUUCUUCGGUGAAGUUUUAAGGAAAACAGCAAUGUUAACGGCAAAAAAAAGUUUUCAUCAUUUAGUACAAUUUCAACAGUCAGAAGACCAUAAACUAGUCACAAAUGGAGUUUACAAUUUUUUUAGACAUCCUUCCUAUGUCGGUUGGUUUUACUGGAGUAUUGGAACUCAAAUUAUUUUAGCCAAUCCAAUAUGCUUUAUUUUGUAUUUAAUAGCCAGUUGGCUGUUUUUCAAGGAAAGGAUUUAUAUGGAAGAGAUAACUUUAUUGAACUUUUUUGGACAAGAAUAUCGUGAUUAUCAACUAAGGACCCCAACUGGAUUGCCAUUUAUCAAAGGAUAUACCAUUGAUACUUGAAGCAUAAACAGUUUUUUUGUCAUCUGUGAUAAGAAAGAUAUUACCACAAAAGGAUGCUGAUUUGCACAAAUUUGUGUACUUAAUUUAUGUACAAUGUUUUAUACCUAAAUUCAUGAUCACGACAAAGCAUUUCUCUAUUAAUGGGCCAAAUAUUCAUUCUGUUGAACAUAAAAUGAUUCGAAACGAAA